This is a messenger RNA of Tachyglossus aculeatus (Australian echidna), 1095 nucleotides long. It is a transcript of the gene RILPL2, whose product is annotated as Rab interacting lysosomal protein like 2. The transcript has 4 exons. Gene Ontology annotation, molecular function: protein dimerization activity. Gene Ontology annotation, cellular component: cytoplasm; ciliary basal body. Gene Ontology annotation, biological process: cilium assembly. The coding region runs from base 44 to 838 and encodes 264 amino acids. NCBI's taxonomy places the organism in Eukaryota, Metazoa, Chordata, Mammalia, Monotremata, Tachyglossidae. The record is from RefSeq and is a predicted model, not a curated record.
AAGUCUAACAGUAGAGGAAGGAAGUUGCUAUGUGUGCGUGUGUAUGUGUCUAUGUGUGCGGGGGGGGGUCUGUGCUGCAGAAAAGAAGGAAACAGCGGCCAAGGCCAGUUUCAAGCCGAGAAGGAGCCUUCUCCGCCGCCCGGGCCUGUUGAUCCGGCUGCCGGGCCGAGCUAGCAACUGGGGUGUGAUGGAGCAGCAUCCUUGCCCUGUGGGAGCUGAGGAAGAGGAGGAGGAGGAAGAGGGAGAGGAGGACUCCGGCCCAGAAAGCGCCUUCGGGAAGAACCCCUUCCAGCUGACAGCCGAGGACGUCUAUGACAUCUCGUACGUGGUGGGCAGAGAGCUCAUGGCCAUCGGCGGAGAGCCCCGGGAGGUGCCCAGCCGGGUAGCCCGGCUCCAGUUCCGAAUCGUGCGGGUCCUGGAGAUGCUGGAGACGCUGGUCAACCAGUGUAACCUGACCACGGAGGAGCUGAAGAUGGAGAGGGACAACCUGAGACAGGAGGUGGAGGGGCUCAGGAGAGAGGGGCCACCGGCCUCCUCCGCAGAGGUGAACCUUGGGCCAGACAAAAUGGUGAUCGACCUGUCUGAUCCAAACCGGCCCCGGUUUACCCUGCAGGAGCUGAGAGAUGUGUUGCAAGAACGAAACAAGCUCAAAUCCCAGUUGCUUGUUGCCCAAGAGGAACUGCAGUGCUACAAGAGCGGCCUCAUCUCGCCAGCGGAAGGUCCAGUGGUAAGAAGAGAAAGUGAACCCCAGGGGGGCUCCAGUGGAACCAGCGCAAGUGGAGGAAAAGCCGAGAAAACAAUCAUAAAGAGAUUCUUCUCUUUCAAACCGGGAAAGUAGAUGGAUCCUGGAACCAUUUCCGCUUCAGCUUCCUGGGUAGGACUCCCUGGAACUUCUCUCCAGAUGCAAAGGGAGAAAGAAAAGCCACAAGGAACCUUUCAAGUCCAGUAUCUCUUUGUGCCAUAUAUCACUGAUACUGGUUUUGUGACUAUUGUAUAUUGUACACUGAUAUUCCAGUAACUCUAAGUACUGAUUUAGACCCAGCUUCAGAUUUUGUUAUUUUGGAAUUAGUAAAAAUUGUUGUUGUUGUUUUUUUA